This is a messenger RNA of Venustampulla echinocandica, 2286 nucleotides long. RefSeq lists its product as uncharacterized. The coding region runs from base 1 to 2286 and encodes 761 amino acids. Lineage: Eukaryota; Fungi; Ascomycota; Leotiomycetes; Helotiales; Pleuroascaceae. The record is from RefSeq and is a predicted model, not a curated record. The transcript has a single exon.
AUGGCAAAUAUAGCAAGGGCUAUCGCUUUGAUCCUCGCAGUUUCCUCCGCGCAGGCUCAAUUUGCCCCCUCCCCUGGCGAGACCGCCUUUCGAAAGUACACUCUCGAUGACAUCGUGCCCACCACUGACCAAACUUCUGGACACGUCAAAUGCUGUCCUGCAGGCACCGAAUUCGACGGCCAGGGCUGUGUCCUCAAUGCUCCUAUCUGCCCUGAUGGGAGCACUCGCGAUGGUGACAAGUGUGUCUUUCACACGAAGCCCUCGUGUGAUGUAGGAUACGAUUUCAAAAACGGCUUUUGCAUCACCAACAAACCUCCUACCUGUGAUCAUGGGACUAUCCUGAAGGGCAAUUACUGUGUCCUCGAAGGUGCCGCAAACUGUGAGACUGGGUUCAUUUUGCAAGGCAACAUCUGCGUUUCCCCCAAGCCACCCGUCUGCCCCGAUGGCGGGCACUUCAACGGAAAAUCGUGUGCCACUCUCAAAGGACCAAAGUGCCAGGAUGGAGCUAAGCUCGAAAAUGGCGUAUGCAUCGACAACAACUCUCCCGCAUGUCCCAAAGGAACCUCUUUCGACAACACGAGCUCUCGAUGCAUUUCAGAGCAAGCACCACGCUGUCCAGAUUAUACCGUUCUUCAAAACAAACAAUGCAUUUCGAAUACCGGACCCAUCUGCCCUGAUGGUGGCACUUUCAACCCCAAGAUUCAAUCAUGUGCUAUCUUUGGAAAGCCGCAGUGUCCUGCUGGAACCCAACUGGAUGACAAGAAAUGUAUCUACGUCGGCCAAUUGGAGUGCCAGCCGGGCACGAGUCUUUCGAUUGACAAGGCGCAAGGCACUUCCCGCUGCUGUCCAGUUGCCACGACUUGGGAUGGGAAAGUAUGCGUCACAAAGCCAAUCGAUGGCAAAUGCCCCGACGGCAGUGCUCCGAUCAAUAAUCGCUGCGAGAAGCAUUCCAAUCCCCAGCCGCGCUGUCCCCCAAGCUACAAGCUCGAGAACACUCGCUGUGUUUCGCAAGAGCCACCAGAAUGCUCGCCAGGCUCCUAUCUUGACGGCGAUAAAUGCACUUUCACAAGGAAGGCAGAGUGUGUCCCAGGCAUGCUCUUGAUUGGUGACAGCUGUGUGCUCCAAGAGCCUCCAGCCUGCCCUGUCAACACCAAGUUUGAGGGUAACAAAUGUGUCACAUAUGUGCAACCAUCUUGUGACGAAGCCGCAAAAUGGGAUGGCACGCGUUGUGUCAUCAGCGAUCGUGCCGACUGUGAGGAGGGUAUCCAGCAAGGUGACGACUGUAUCACAGGGAGCCAGCCACAAUGCAAAGAGGGAGCCACAUACGACGGUGCCAGAUGUGUGUCGAAUACGGCUCCCAAUUGCCCUCUGGGAUCUGUCCUCAAUGGUGACGGGUUGUGUCUUACCGGAAACCCUCCACAAUGUCCUCCCAACAGUAAGUUUCAGGAAGGAAACUGUGUUUACGGUGUUCCCAGCUGCGCCCCCGGUCAAGUUUUAACCAACAAACGUUGUGAAAGCGUUGAAACCCCCCAAUGCCCCAAGAGUUUCUCCUGGAAAGGAGGAAAAUGCCUUCGAAUCGUUGAGGAACACUGCGAGCCUGGCUAUAACCUUAGAGAUGGCCAAUGUAUCUCCAGUGCAACACCCGAUUGCGGAAACCUGCUUUUCAACGGCAGGGCGUGUAUCAGUGGCGAGGCUCAUUGCCCCGAAGGAACCUACCUCGAUGGGGAGAGCUGCGUAUCCGUCAUCGAUCCCCAAUGCCCACAAGGUCUUAAGUUUGAUGGGAAGAAGUGCAUAACUGAGAUGACUCCUCAGUGUCCGCCUAGGACUGUCUAUGACAAGUCCAGCCAAGAUUGUAUCUCGGUCACGGCGCCCAGAUGUCCUGAAAACGAAGUGUUUAACGGUAAACAUUGUGCCAUUGCCACCGGCGAUUGCAUGAACUUCCAGUUCUGUCCCACCGAGUCGUAUGGAAAAGGCAACGGUUUUCAGGGACAACCAAUAACUGUUCCUGUGAGUCAGGUCCCUGUCACAGGAGGCCAGGUUAACACCGGAGCCCAAGGCCAAUACAACAUGGGCGGCUGGGUUGAGAAACCAGAUACUGGAGCUCCAGGCCAGUACAACAUGGGCUACUCUGGGCAACCAUAUGCUGGAGCCCCAGGCCAAAACAACAUGGGCGGCUGGGUUGAGAAACCAGAUACUGGAGCUCCAGGCCAGUACAACAUGGGCGGCUGGGUUGAGAAACCAGAUGCUGGAGCCCCAGGCCAAAACAACAUGGGCUGGCGCGAGUAA